Messenger RNA from Ruditapes philippinarum (Manila clam), 1919 nucleotides. RefSeq names its product large ribosomal subunit protein bL21m-like. Gene Ontology annotation, molecular function: structural constituent of ribosome. Lineage: Eukaryota; Metazoa; Mollusca; Bivalvia; Venerida; Veneridae. The transcript has 7 exons. Gene Ontology annotation, cellular component: mitochondrial large ribosomal subunit; ribosome. The record is from RefSeq and is a predicted model, not a curated record. Bases 69 to 785 code for a protein of 238 amino acids.
AAAAAAACAAAGGUUGAACACCAGUAAAUUAAAGUUCAAGCUCCUGAUGAUAGAGAUAAAAAAUAAGCAUGAUCCUGACAAAUUCUAGAAAUAUUCUCCGGAAUUUUCAUCAAUCAAAAGAUUUAUGCAGCGGUCUAAAGAGCUUGGUACCUGCAGCUUGUGUAACUGGGCAACAUACAUGUAGGACAACAGCUGCUGUUAUUAAUCAUGCAUCACAGAAAUGUUUACAUACAACAUGUGAUAGGCUUGUCACUUCCCAGUCACUUUGUGUUCAACAAAAACGACAUAUGAGGAGGCUUUAUCCAGAUCCAUUAGAGAGAGAUAUGGAAUAUUCUUUAUUACCAGAAGAAAAGACAAAUUUAGAUCUCAAUCAUGUACCAGAUCUUGGACAUCAAGGACCAGAGCUGAUUGCUAAAGUAGAGGAAGCAGUGAAGGGAGAUAAUUUGGGAAGAUUGUUUGCAGUGAUACAUGUUGGUGGCAAGCAGAGAAAAAUUACAACAGAAGACAUGGUUAUUGUAAAUGGUUUCUUUCCACCACAGAUUGGGGAUAAAAUCAGAUUAGAAAAGGUGAUGCUGGUUGGUAGUAAAGAUUUUACCUUAUUUGGAAGACCUCUGUUAGACCGUGAUAUUGUGCGUGUUGAGGCUACAGUCAUUGAGAAGACUCUGUCACAUGUCAGGCUUCAUUGGACUCAAAUGAAACGUGCAAGAAGGCUCAAAUUGCAGCAGACUCCCCAAAGUGUACUGGUUAUCAACCGUAUAGAAGUUGAUCCAUCAGCUUUCCAGUAAACUUACAAAAUAUUAUGACAAAUAUUCAUAGAUGUGAAAUUCUUUCAAUGAUGAAACUUGUGAUGCGGAGGAAAUGAACAUGUUUUGUGACCAGAGAUUGCCAGUUAUAGUUCUGAUAGAGUGCUGAGAAAACACUAAACAUAUACAGUUAAACUUCUUUCGCUUGAACUCGAAUCGCUCGAAUACCUCCUUUCGCUUGAACUAAAUUCCUUUAUAAUAUAUAUUGUUCUACCUCGGAUCGCUCAAACUCUCGAACCUGCUCUCUGGUCCCUUCGGCAGAAAUAUAGUGAAAAUCACACCUUUUCGGUCGAACAAAAAAAACAAGUCGAAAUGUUCUAAAUAAAUGACAGUCGGCGACACAUGUCAUCGUGACAAAGGUAAUUAAGGUUAUUGAUACAAAAUAAGAGGUGUUGUAAACCAUUUGUUUGUUAGGAUAAUAAUGUUGAUUUGCCGUUUAUGUUAACAAUAAAAAGAAAAUAACUCAUGAAAUAAGUGAAAUAUGCAAAAGUCAGUAAAGAAUGACCAGGACGGCUUUAAUUACAACCGUGGUUCAUGUAAUGUGAGUUGUAACAGUGUUAUCUAUUUAUAGAAUGAUACUUUUACGUGUGUUUAUUUUAGAAAAUGACUUCUGUAAAACAUUUGUUUUUUUUAAAUAUUUCAUUAAUUUAUUUUUUAAAAUUAAAUUCAUUCCAUUAUAAACAUAUAAAUAUAUUUUAAACAUUGUUCAACAAGUUUGGUCUGAUUGCCCAAUCCAACUCGACCAAUUACAAUAUGCAUUAAUAAAGAUUAACACAGCGUUCCGUUAAUACUUAACACUGGGAUAAUAAUUCUGAAUAUGACAUAUUCUAGGAACAGAUGCACUGACAAACAAUUAUAUUGAAGUAUAUUCGACUGAUGUAAGCUGGAAAACCUUUAGGCAUACGAUCAACGUAGUAACAGUUGAACCUCUGUUGGCUCGAACUACAGAUCUCUCGAACAAAUUUACACAGGCCCUCUGAGUUCGAGCGAACAAAGUUCGACUGUAUUUCAGACAUAUUGAUCUACAUUACUCUGAUGAUAUUGCGUGUUCUGAUGGCAUCAUUUAUGUAUUUUAAUAUAUAACAUGUACUUGAAAUAAAGUGGUUACAAAGGUGA